Molecule: messenger RNA, 10276 nt
Organism: Anastrepha ludens (Mexican fruit fly)
Lineage: Eukaryota; Metazoa; Arthropoda; Insecta; Diptera; Tephritidae
Gene: hig
Product: locomotion-related protein Hikaru genki
Exons: 10
Coding region: 411-3386 (991 amino acids)
Source: RefSeq, a predicted model, not a curated record
UCGAACUGGUCGGUUGAAGGCGCAGAAAUCGAAAAGUGCAAAGUGUAAUGUGUCAAGUGUUAAUAAAUAAAAUAUAAAAGCAAAGUUAUUUGCAAAUUAAUGCAAAGCAAAAAGGAAAUGCAUAUACAUACCAUACAUAGUAACGGUUCGGCUCGCUAAUGGGAAAGUGAAAUCGAUGUGUGUGUGCGAGCGCAAAGUCGGCGGAAAGAAAAUAUAUUUCGUAGUGUGAACAAGUAAAUGUACAAUGAAAAAAAUAGGAAUUCGUUUGCUUUGAAUGAAAAAACGUUAAGUUGUGAUAAAAAACACUCUUAAACUAACUGAAUAACUAACUAACUAAUAUGUUAAAGCAUUAAAAUCAUUUACCGUGAAUAAAAUUUUCAAAGCUUUAUGAACACAUAAAACCACCAAAAAUGCUACCAAUACAUGCGCAUGAAAAUCUGCAACGUUUGCGGCAUAAACCCAUCUGGGUACUUUUUCUGUUGAUUUUCUUGGUCAUUGUUUUGGAUAAGACAGCAACAGCGACUACCGAAAAUGAACAAACAACAACACCAGAACCAGAUGCUUCACCUGGCUGCAAGGCGCCUGACAUUCGCUUCACCGUCAUACGACCGGAAACCACCACUGAGCAGCCGUAUGCAAAAUUUGAGACAACUCAGAUAUAUUUGCCCGAGGACUUUACCACGUCCGAUGCAGAGUUUGUUGAAAGGAUUAACAUAGAUCUGACCGCCCGUCAGCCUGGCGUCAACGACAAUAAGAUGAGCGCUAUCGUUAAUCCCUACCAAGUCGAUCUGGAUGACCAGCACGGCCUGGCAGGGGUGCACGGUGCUGACGACACACUCGCCGCCAUCGACGACGAGGAGGACGAGGCGGCCGACAGCGAAGAUGGUACACGCAAACGCAACCAGAACCGCAAACUGAAUAAGAAACGUCGUUCCGGCACAGGACGUCGUCGCCGUAUUGAAAACGAUAAUGGACAAACACGCGGCCGUGGCAGCCGUUAUAAGCGCCAGGUGAUCCAUCACGAUCCGGACGCAUCAUCGGACACCGACAAGUGGGGCGGCAGUAAGUUAGCCGCCGAAGGGGAUGUUUACUAUGUACACAUUGAUGACAUACUCGAAUCGGGUACACCCAAUGCUGAGCUCCGAUUAAAACUGCACAAGUUGAAGCGCAAAAAUAAAGCCAAAAAUUCCACUUGUACCGACAAUGGCAGCAAGGAGCAGUGCAAACAGGAAUUGGCGAAGAAGAAGAAGAAAAAAGCAAACGUCACAGAUGUAACCAAACAGAUUGGGGAGGAGAAGCAGGCGCGAAAUAAAGAAUCGAACGUGAAACAACAUCAUCGAAGACGCGGCGACAGUCAUGAGGACAAGCGUGGCGAGCAGCGUAUGCAGAAGGAAAAUGCAAAUCUCAAUCUAAAUUCACGAUAUCGACGCGCAACCAUCGGUGAAUCGAAGCUAAUGGCCGAUAUGGCUGCGAGGGGUUCAGGCAACUACAAUGAUUUGGAAGCAAAUGUGAAUGCGGCGGAGAAUAGCGACUUGGAAGCGACACAAAUUGGGCGCGGCAAUAGCAAUAACAAAAACAUAACCAAUAAUUACAUUAAAAUGAGUGAUGAGCAGCUGCCGGGCGAUGGCGAUGUGCCGGCGGUGUAUGGCAAUGAGACGGGCGCAGAGGCGCUGCAGCGCGUCAAACGCAAGUCCGGCAAGACAACCGGCGCAUUGAGUCGUCCCAAGGGCGGCGGAGAUUCCAGCUCGAAGACGACAAGUCGCAAGGAUAAGGGCAUUUACGACGAAGAAGGUGGCUAUUCACCUGUACAUCCUGACGAAACAGACGAGGAUGAGGAGGAGGAUGAAGAGGAGGAAGUUGAUAUACAGCAACAAUUCACUGAAGUCUCCGAAAUACGUUUCCCUGGCGAAAUUGGACCGUUGGGCGAUAGAAGAUUGUGCAAAAUACGCUGUGUCAAGGGGAAAUGGGUGGGACCGUUGUGCGCCACCAAUGAGGAGGAUGAUAAUGGAAAUGUGAAAUUUCAGCCCCUAUACAAGAGUUGCCAUGUAAAUCGAAUUCCACCGCAUUUACUAUUGAGCUAUCGUAAUAUUUCAGUGACCCCGAUACCGUCCAUAAGAGGGUCACGUCGCAAUCGAACUUCCAAAUCGACUUUUAUUUCCAAUACACAAAUUAAUGUCGGCUGGGACUUGCCACAUGGACACUCAUUGCAGGCACGCUGCAAAGAUCUAGGCAUGUACAAGCUGCUUGGCGAGUCUCGCGUGCUUUGCUCGAACGGCUUAUGGGCACCGCGUAUGCCCUCUUGUGUGCCCACCACCUUACUGACCAAUUUCUCCGACGAUAGCGCGCCCUCCAUUCGCAUCAAAGUAUUUAAUGGCUCCGGUGCGUUUGAACCAUCAGGCGUUUUGGCAGUACUGCCGCAGAGCUCAAUUCUUCUCGAUUGCAUGUAUCCACGCGUGCGUGGUAUACCUGAGUGGACAUGGACCAGCUGGUACAUGCAAUAUCCAACAGGUUGGUCACACGAGGAUAAAAACCUACGUUACCGCUUGACAAUCAAGGACAUACAAAACAGUGAUUCGGGCACGUUUACAUGCACUUCACCACGCGGCCUGACCAAUAGCAUUGCAAUCGUUGUGGCCACCUCGACAUGUCCGCAGCUACCAGAACCGGUGUCGCCGCUCACGCUACGCUUGGAGGGUAAUAAACUCGGACAGCGCGCCAUGUACCGCUGCCCUCCAGGUUAUCGCAUCGAUGGUGUUGCGAAUGCAACCUGCUUAGCCUCGGGUAAUUGGUCAUCGCCGCCGCCCACUUGUCAGGCUGUGCAGUGUCCCCGUUUGGCGUUGGACGAUCCGCAUUUGAGUUUGGUGGAGCUGAAUACGUCGGCGUGGGGGCGGGCGAUGUUCAAAUGCCAGUGGGGCUUCAAGCUGACCGGCCCGCCGAGACUGGACUGUGAGCCGACGGGCGUGUGGAGUGGCCCAGUACCGCGUUGCAAAGCCAUCCAAUGUUCGACGCCGGUGGCGCCGCUAAAUGGACGCAUCGGCGGUACCAAUUUAAAUCAGCGCCGUCUCACUGUGGGCGCAUUGGUCACAUUCAGCUGCAACGAGGGGCAUACGCUUGUGGGCGAGCCAAGCAUCAUUUGCACAGAGACUGGACUCUGGUCGCAUCCGCCGCCAUAUUGCAAAUCACAAUGCCCCUACCCCGGGGAUCCACCAAAUGGUUUAAUAGCCCCACUGAAAUUCAAUUACGAUUCUGGUGAUUACCUGAGUGUCCAGUGUCGGCCUGGUUUUGUGCAGUACAGCGAGAAUGGCCCACCAGAACGUCCGAAAUGUCAACCGGAUGGAAAUUGGUCCGGUCCGGUGCCCAAGUGUCGCAGCUAUGAGGAAGUGUAGCUAAUCAAAAUGGCGGACAUGAUGAUUCCGGAAUCAUCUGAUGAGUCCAUACAACUACAACACGACUACAAACAAGCACAGCUACGGUAUUAGCAGCAUAAACUUAAUGCAGAGUUACGACAGAGAGAGAGAGAGAGAGCGACAGUCACAACAACAGCAACAAUAAACGAAUUUGAUCAUAAAAUCAAAGAGCUGAAUGAAAAUAGAAACAAAAAUUAAAAUGUUGAUGAACAAAAACAAACAACAGCGCACACAAGCACAUAUAUCGUAUUAUGUAGUAGUAGUGUACGUUAAGGAGAAUGGUUGGGGUACAAAUACGAUGCACACACACACCCACACACAUAUAUACAAGAUAUACUUACAGCUACACAUGCACUUAUACACUCUUCACGCAUAUACACUAACCUAUUCAAAUACAUUAAAAGCCUAAAAAUAUAUAUUUCUCCUGCAGGAAAUAAAAUUAAUUAAAGUCUAUUAAAAAAAACAAGGAUUUAUUCAUACAAAAAUUAGAUUAAAAUUAAAAUUCUUAACUAAUGAGGAUUUCUAGCUCUGGCAGCGCAGGAAUUAAGCCGAACUAACGUUAAAAAUUCGGUUGUUUUUUUUUAAUUGAUGCUUUUUUGUUUUUUUUUUUAUGAAAAUAUCAAAUUUCGAAAAAUAUGUAAGACUUUUGGCACACGUUGGUGCAUUUCUUUUAUCAAAGAAACGAGCUUUCAUUACAAAUUGGAUUGAUUUUUUUUUAAAUUUGUAUACUUUUUCGGUUAGAUUUGUAAAAUUCGGUAAAAGUUCGGUCAAUUUCAGGCUUCGGUGGUUAAUUCGGUAAAAUUUUUUUUUAGUUUUUAUGAACUGUCGGCUUUCUUCACAAUAUAUAAUUUUUAGCUCAAAUUCUGAUUUUUUGUAUAUUAAGUAACGAACUUUCGUUACAUUUUCGGUAAAGUCCUUUCAAACUUCUCAUAAAUAUCUGAUUUUUAAAAGAACUUUUAGCACUCUUUUUUUGUAAAGAACACUUUUAGCAUACAUUCAAAUUUCUUUUGUAUUGAAGUAACGAACUUUCGUUACAGAUCCCGUUGAGUCUUUUCGAAUUUCUCAUAAAUGCCUGAUUUUUUAAAUUAUCGAUCACUUUUAGCAUAAAUUCGGCAUAUUUUUUUAUAUUAAAAUAACGAAUUUUCGUUACAGAUUUGGUUGAGUUCUUUCGAAAUUCUAAUAAGUGUCUGAUUUUUUUUAAUUAUCGAUAACUUUUAGCAUAAAUUCAGAUAUUUUUUUCUAUUAAAGUAACGAACUUCCUUUACAGAUUCGGUUGAGUCUUUUCGAAUUUCUCAUAAAUGCCUAAGUUUUUAAAUUAUCAAUCACUUUUAGCACAAAUUUCGAACUUUCGUUACUAAAUCGAUCGAAUUUUUCUCGAAUUUGUGAAUUCAUAUCUGACUUUUCACAAAACCUUUAAAUUUUGCUACAAAUUCUUCGAAUGUGCAAGGUUUAAUCAUUAAAUUCGACUGAUAUUUUAUGGAAUUCGAUAAAAACUGUUUUCGAACCUUCACUGGCACGAAAUUUCGUUACGGCUUUCGUCAAUUAUUUUGUUAAAUUUCAAAAUUUCGGUUAAAUGCGCAUUUUUGCGGCAUAUUAAAAAUCUCGAAGCGUAUUUUUCCUAGUAGCUGUCCAAACGUCUAAGAGUCUAGUUUUAAAAAUCAGUUGAAAAUUUUUAUUUUUUGCAAUGGCUUGCUAUCAGCUGGCUAAAAAUUCGUAAACUACCAAUUCUGAACCUCAUUUCUUUCCUGCAGGGGAGGAAAAAUUGUUGAAAAAAAAUCCUUACAAAGAAAAAGAAAAUUAUCGAAUUGUAUAAAGUUAUACUUAUAUGUAAGAAUUGAACACGACUAGCUUCUGUAAGUCAAGUAUUUGUGUCGAAUGACCAAUUAAAAGCAAUUAAAUUUCAGUGCGCGUGUUAACUGAAUCAAAUUAAAUCAAAUCUUUCAUGUCUGUAUGUAUGUAUAUUAAAUUGCACUGGAACGCACAGGGCAGCAAAUUACGAUGAGGGCGAGGGAAAUAAUGUUAAAUCUAGCAGAAAAACGAUUUAAUGCUCCAUUAUAAAAAGAAUCCAAUAUUUACUAGAAUAAGCGUUGUUGAAAUUGCAAAGAAAAAAAUGUAAGUGAAAAUAAAAAAAGAAAAUAAAUGCAAAAAUAUAAAUAACAAAACCGAUUAAUUGAUAUAUUUACAACUUAUUGAAUCGCAUAAAAACAGAUAAGAACAAAUAUUUGCAAAAAUAAUAGUUUGAGAAUAGAAUUAUAAUACUCGCAGCUACAUGGGCGCGCGUGUAUAAUAAAUAUACUUAUAGCAGGUAGUGUAAUAUUUGUGCUGCGCUGCCAGCUUUCUUAUAAUCGCAUACGAAACGCAUACUAAAAAAAUACACGCAUAUGUGAUUGUGUCAGAAAAUUUCAUAAUAAUUUUAAAUUACUAAUUAUUUCUUUCCAAGGUCUUGCUUUAGAUUUUACUCUAAAUUUCCAGUGAUAGGAAAUUUAAGAAUUGGGCUACGAAAUUAGGCAUUUUCUACGAUGGACUUCCAUAAUGCAUGUACAUUAAGGCAGAGGGCGUUCAAGAAAUUGUUGUGACUUUUUUUCCUCUAUAGUUAUUUGGCACUUUUUUACCUUCUUUUUAGAAUACUGGGAUAGCUAUAAUGUUUCUCGAUACAUCUGGUAUUGUCGAUGUGUCGAGUAUUAUGCAGAACAGCUUACGUGUUUCUUCGCAGAUGGAGCUCCUCCAAAUGUGAUUAGCUCAUUGUUAAUGCUGUCAAUUCCUGGAGCUCUCCUAUUUUUCAAUUUGGUGAACGUUUCUUGGAUUUCAUCGAGUUGUAAUAUAAAAUAGGUAGUUUCAUCAAUAAUGCAACAGCAACUUAUUUUUCUUUCCGUGUUCACUCCUCUCGGAAGCAUAGGGUCUCGACAAGACCGUUCCAUCGUACAUGGUUCUCGGCUGUUGUUUUUGCACCGUCCCAUAUGAUUUCGGCAUCUGCUAGCUCGCGCAACAUCGACCUUCUCCAAGUUAUUUUGGGCCGAGCCGCACCUCUGCUCCCUUGCGGCAUCCAGUCCAGUGCCAUUCUCGUGAUGCUAUUCUCAACGUGUGACUUAUGCAUUGCCACUUUCUGCAUUGGAUUUACCUAAGGAUGGUUUCCUCAUUCGUUAAUCUCCAUAGUGCGUCGUUACUGAUGGUGUUUAGCCAGAAUAUUCUGCAAAUGAUGCCGUGGCAUUUGUUGAUGAAGGAUUGUAGCCUUUGUCUGAUGGUGUUGGAGACUAUAUCUGUUUCGCUUGCGUACAACAAUACGGACUUCACGCAUGCGCCGAAUAUUCGUAGUUUUGUGCGCCUCCCCCAUACUGUAUGCAUUCGCCCGAAUGCCGCCCUUUAGCUUGUUUAGCUUACAGUUGACAUGGCUUUGUUUAGCCUGCAGUUGACAUCUUCACCUACUCCACCAUCUGCCGUGAUGAUGCAGCCAAGGUAGCAGAAACUUUCAACGAAUUCCAUCGGGCAUCUGUCAACCAAUAUCUGCCUUGCGUUAUUGUGGUUAACUCUCAUGGCCUUGCUCUUGGCGAUGUUGACCUCCAGUCCGAUAGUGCGUGCCAGCGUUACUAGUCUGUCCGCCUUCGCUGGCAAAUCAGUGAGUUUGUGAGAGAGGAGGCAGAUGUCGUCGGCGAAGUCCAGAUCCUCAAGAUGUCUGGUGAAACUCCAUAGGAUGCCUGUUUUUGCAGGGUCAGUUGACUCAUGACGUCAUCAAGGACGAUGGGGAAGAGAAGGGGGCGACAGGGGACAACCUUGCCUUACGCCUGCGUUGGUAGUGAAUGGAUCGCUGAUAUCGCCUUUGUGAAGCAGUGCCUGUUCGGAGUUUUCGUAGAGGCCUUUAAUGAGGCGGAUUAUCUUGGCGGGAACUCCCUUUCUACUCAGUGCCAGUUUGUUGUGAUAUUUGCGUUAAAAAAUGUGAAUAUGAGAAAUGCACGACGAAAAAUUAAUUGACUUAGUGGCAAAUUGUUCAUGUUUUAUGACAAAAAUUGUUAUUAAUUCUACUUUAAUAUCAGCUGUUUAUGGUUGCGGAAUGAGUAAUCGACAAAUGCUGUAAUGUUGCGGCUAUGAUUACGAUGACGGCUGUGGCGUUAUUUGGUUAGGGGUAGUCAGAGACACGAAAAAAUUAUGAUUUUUAAUAAUUUUUUUUUUUUUUGCUAGUCAAUUGCUUUAUUUUACAAAAAUAAAAAGAUAGCAUUAUUACAUCAUAUUUCGACUUGACUUUAGCAACAUUUCAAAAAAAAAAAUUAAUAAUUGUAAAAGUUAUCGCUGUUUGUUUGGAGCCCGUUUCUCCAGAAGUCCUUUGCGGUGAUCAUCACAAGUCCCUGGAGGUUCAUCCAAAAUCAAUCGGACAAGAGAACUUAGUUUUAUUAAUAGAUAAUCUUGUGCCUGAUCGAAGCUUUUUUUUCAAAAUUAACAAUAUGGCGGCCUCAGGAUACAUUUUUCAGAUUUUCGAGAAAAAACCGACAACUAUAUUAAUUGUUAAAAAAAAUCUAAAUUUUUGAAAAAAAUGUCCUUGAAUCAGGCACGAAUUAUUUUUAAAAGCAGUAUAAACAUGGUUUUGAGAAAAACGCAUUUAAAGUUUUGCUAUCGAUUUAUGUAGUUAUACCAAUUCUUUAAUUACUCACACUGCGUCUUCUAGUCCUGGGCCAUAUAAAAGUUCUUCAGCUGUCACAGCAGCUUCCAAAAUAUCGAUUUACUGUUGCCUACGUAGCUUUCUAUCUUCUCGAGUGUUAUCGUUAGCGAGAAGUCGGUUGCUUGCAGCUGUUGCUAGCUGCUUGCUCUCGAACGCUCCGGAGCGCCCGAGCGCUCUUUGUUAAUUGCUGAAUAACUCGAAAAGUAUUUGUCGAAUUCACUUCAAAUUUUCACACAAUAUUUUUGAGAUAUUAUACUUUAAGAAUAUGCAAAAACAAAUCCAAUUUUGACUACCCCAAAUUAUGGUAUCAAAACGGCACGUAAGUGCUACUUGAAGUGUGCCUGUAGCACUCUUGCCAUUUUACCUACCUACCCCUAACCUCUUAUGGCUACGGCACCACUAAUUGCAGCUUUAGACGCCGACAGCCAAUCAAAUUGGCUCUAUAUUGAAAAGCUGCAAAGCAUUGUUGUCAUAUUUCGAUAAGAAUGCAAUUGAAAAAUAUAAAAAAUCACAUCAAUGAAGUCUAUUGACACCAUUCAAUAUUAAAAUGCAUGCAACCCCAACACAAAAACGCUGUGAAAAAUAGAUUCGAAAUGGGUUUGGGUUAUGUUAUUUAUAUCGGAUUUGACCAGUGUUUUGGCUGAUGUUUGGGCUUAAGCGGUUAUAUACAGUUAGAAGGCCGAAAAAAACGAAUUUUGCAGAAUUUUUCUGACAAAACUUUUAAAUUUAUUGAUCUACAAAUGUGUGCACUUCUUAUGUUAUCUUUUAACUGUAUUUUAAGACUUAAUACUAGUAAAAAUAUUUAUUUGGAAAGGAGCUACAGCUGAUCUCCGGAAGCUCCUCUCAAACAAGACGUUUUUCGGUGGCCAGUAACUAAAAAACCAACUCUGAAACUAAAAAACCAAAGAGAUUUCGUUACAGUAAUGUUGAAUCUAAUAAUUAAUUUUUUUUGAAAAUGGCGGUUUCUCAAAACAAAAAAUUGAUUUUUCACUAAAAUAAAAAAAAAGAAAAUAUUUAUCGGUGAGAAAAAAUCUUCGUUUGAUUACUAAAAAAUAUAUUUCAAAAGCUCGUGUUAAAAUUUGAGACUAAUCGGUUUAGCCGUUUUCGAGUAAUACUGGUCACCGACUUUGAAAACACCAUUUUGAGUAAAACUCCUUUACAAAUUUGCGUGUAACUUCGAAAAUAUUCACCGGAACGAUAUUAAAUUUUCUAUGUGUUUUCUUAAAUAUAUGUGCAUUAAGAAACAAAAAAAAUAUAAAAAAAAUCGAUGUUUUGAAAAUUCUAACUGUAUAUAACCCCUUAAGCAUGGCUAGCGGCAGCAAACCCAAAAGUAAGCCGCAAUGGAAGCGUUCUGUUACACAUUCAAAAUUGUUGCAACAAUCUUGGCAAAUCUUUCAACAAUUUCAGCAAUUUCCAACACUUCAAAUAUUAAUUUCUAAAUACUUCAAACAUUAUUUGCUUUACUAUUUUAGCGUAAUUUAAUAAACAUUAAAAUAAAAAAAAGUUAAAUCCUUUUAAAAGCCACUUGUAAAUAUAACUUCCGUUUGUAAAACGAAGAAGAAGAAAAUCGCACUUGAAAUCAAUUAAAAUGUGACCGCAUUUACCGAAUGCAUACUCGCAUAUAUAAUAUUUUGCCCACACUUAAAUACUCUACUACAUAAAUAUUUAUUGCAUUGCGAAUUGCAAAAACUCCAUUUACUACCAAUUAAUUACUUGCUCUUAACAAAUACAACUCAAGCAUGCAAUUAAAAGUAUUAUUAUCAUUACGGAUGUAUGUAAAGAAAACACAACUUCCUAGCGUUGCUUUCCAGUGUUCGUAAGUAGGCUGCAUACUUCCAAUAUUAUUACCAAUAUUAAAAUAUUUAGAUUUGUAUCGGCACGAAUUAGUAUGUUUUACUUUUUCUCAAAUAUCAAAAAGUACUAAAUACAUAUGAAAAUAUAAAUAUAUAUAUAUAAAAAUACAAAUAUAUAUAUAAAUAAAUAUAUAAAUACCAGUUAAAUGGAGCAGCAAAAAGUGUGUAACGUAAAUUUAAGACAAAUGUAGACGUAAGUGAAAAUUAGCGAAAUGUAAGCGAAUGUGGCGAAAUAUUGUAAAAGUUUGUGAUCAUUUAAAGGCAAAUAUUUAAAAAGAUUUAAUAAUUGUAUUGUAAGUGAAAGACAAAAUGAAUUAUAAAGAAACGCAUACAUAUUGAAAAUAAAGUGCAUAUCUGAGGAAAGUGAA